GGCGGGCCCCGCUAGUCAGAUACACCGUCAAUACGUGUUUAUACGCAGUUUAGAACUAUUUGCAAAAAUCUAGAGCAAUGUUGGUACUGACACGUAAAAAUUAGCAAUCGUGAUACCAAUCUGCAUGUGAUGCCCCAAUUGUGGUACUUCUGUGCAAUUAACUCAAUGUCUAUGAAUAUGAAUGAGACCAAAUUAUAUUUCGUCUAGAUGAGUUCUAGCAAAACUGGUUUUUAUGCCUUUUGAUACAAAGAUGCCGUUUUCGUUAGUCCUGUAUAGAUGGUCAAACCUUGAUCAAAAUAUUAGGGGCCAAUAGACCGGAAUCAAGCGUACCACUACCACGGACAAAGUUUGACCAAAAGUACAACUCAAAAGGCUGUCGAAGCUCAAGCAUUUUGUAGAGUGGAGUCAUCGUUGACGCGGAUACACAGAGUGCUACGCCGCCGAGCUCCGACGAUAGAAAGAGAAGAAAGCUCGCCGCGCCUGCCGCCUCGUCGAGAUGCCGCUGGAGCGCUUCGACCUGCGGAUCGCGUCGCGGGAGCUGGUCCGGGCGUCGCGCCCGCCCCCCGGUUUCCCGGCCGUGCACGCCGUCUCCAACCUCGACCUCGUCCUCGGCCCCUUGCCGAUCUACCUCGUCAGCAUCUACCCUCCUCCGCCGUGCGGCCUGGACCCCGUGCUCGCCGCCGUCCGCGCCGCGCUCCCGGCCUACCUCUCCCGCUUCUUCCCCUUCGCCGGCCGCGUCGUGCGCCACCCGGACACCAACGUCCCCGAGGUCGCCUGCUCCAACGCCGGCGCCGAGCUCGUCGUCGCCGACGCUGCCGGGGUCCCCCUCGCCGCCAUCGACUUCGCGCGCUUCGACGGCUCGCUCGGGAUGAUCCAGAUCCCGUUCGACGCGGGGCUCGCGCUGUCGCUGCAGGUGGUCCGGUUCGCGUGCGGGGGCUACUCGUUGACCGUGGGCACCAACCACCUCCUCGCCGACGGCCGGGCGCUCAUCGUGCUGCUCAACAGCCUCGCGGAGAUGGUCCGCACCGGCGGGGGACUCUCCCGCGGGCCGCUGCUCGACCGGUCGUCCCUGCCCGUCCCGCGGUCGCCGCCGCGGUACAGCUCGUCGCUGGACGCCGAGUUCACGAGGUUCACGCCGGAGACCAUGAUCAACCCCCUCCUGGCCGCGGCCAUGGAGCGGCGCGUGUACCGCAUCGACGCGGCCGACCUUGUCGGGCUCCAGAAGGCGGCGUCCCCAGGAGGCGGCCGCCGCACCUCGCGCUUCGUGGCGCUGUGCGCGCACGUCUGGAAGCUCCUGGCGCGGGCCGUCGGGGACACCGACCCCAACUGUCGCAUGGCGUGGAUCCUCGAAGGCCGGAGGUGCAUCCAGCCGUCGGAGGGCGCGCUGGACCUGUACAUGGGGAACGUGGUCACAUACACGUCCCGCGAGGCGAGCGUGGCGGAGCUGCUGCGCGCGCCGCUGCACGAGGUGGCGGCCGCCGCGGGCGCGGCCAUGGCGUCGGUGAUGACCAGGGACAGGUUCCAGGAGCUGGUGGACUGGGUGGAGGUGAACAAAACGGCGUACAAGGACGGCGGGAAGUGGACGGAGGCGGUGAACCUCGGCCUCGGGAGCCCGGCGCUGGUGAUCUCCGGGAUGCUGCCGUUCGCCAUCGACGGGGACCUGGGGUUCGGGAAGCCGAGAAUGGUGUCGCCGUGGCUGCGGCACGGACGGCUGGGGUCGGCGUCGAUGAUGGCGGUGCCCUGCCCGAGCGGGGACGGGUCGUGGUUCAUCGGCGGCACGAGACUGUGGCCGCGGCUGGUGGAGGUGAUCGAGGCCGGGCCCGACAGCAUGCUGAAGCCGCUGACGGCGGCGAGCCUGGGGUUCGAGGCGCCACACGGCUCUCGCCUGUGAGCUCGCGGUGGACAGUGUUGCAAACUUGUACUCCCUCCGUAAUAAGAUCGUUUAGAUUAUUAUUUUAGUGAUCUAAAGACUCUUAUAUUAGUUUAGUUUACAGAGGGAGUAAUAAUAAUGUUCUGUCAGUGAAGUGGUUCUCUCUGGGCGCGCUGAGUGUCUCAGCUCUCGAGCUCAAAUGUGUUGCGGAUGAACAGUAAAAUUAAAAGCAAUUAAAAAAUCAGAAGAUCCGAAUGUUUUUGGUAAA
Aegilops tauschii subsp. strangulata is the source of this 2138-nucleotide messenger RNA. Its product is annotated as coniferyl alcohol acyltransferase-like. NCBI's taxonomy places the organism in Eukaryota, Viridiplantae, Streptophyta, Magnoliopsida, Poales, Poaceae. Gene Ontology annotation, molecular function: acyltransferase activity, transferring groups other than amino-acyl groups. The record is from RefSeq and is a predicted model, not a curated record.